Molecule: messenger RNA, 915 nt
Organism: Chrysemys picta bellii (western painted turtle)
Lineage: Eukaryota; Metazoa; Chordata; Testudines; Emydidae
Source: RefSeq, a predicted model, not a curated record
UUUUAUGCCUAUCUUUAUAGCUAAAUCUUUCAGACCAUGUUUUUGUUUGUUGUUCGUUUGUUUUUGCUAGGUGGCUGUGGUGCCACACCAAGGUUAAAAUCUGCUGCCUUAAGUGCGGAAGAUGCAGCGAAGAAUUACUGUCCUCCUGGGACCACUGUGAGUUAUGUCUGUCGUCCAGGAUAUGAGAGCACCGAACUGAGACCUGUCAUUACUUGUCUUGAGAAUUCAACAUGGUCAGAAGCCCCUGAGUUCUGUAGAAGGAAAUCGUGUGGUGUUCCAAAAGGACCAGAGCAUGGCAGAGCUGUUGAUACAACAAAUUACCUGUAUGGUGCAAGCGUAAACAUCAUUUGUGAUGACGGGUUUAGAUUACGUGGGCGGCCUUUCAUCCAAUGUACGCUGAAGGGAGAUCAAGUUGAAUGGAGUCAACUUCCAACUUGUGAAGCAAUACUUUGUCUUCCACCUCCUGAUAUCCCCCAUGGAUCCCAUACUGGUCAGAGUGAACAAGAGUUUUCCUUUGGCUCAGCGGUAACUUACACAUGUGACCAGGGCUUCUCUCUUAUUGGAGAUGCCUCCAUUCAUUGUACAACGAAAGAUAAUGUCAAUGGAGAGUGGAGUGGGCCUGCCCCUGAAUGCAAAGCAAUUACUUGUUCUCCUCCUCCUAAUAUUGCCAAUGGGAAGCACAAUGGCAGCAAUGUGGAAAUCUUUGACUGUAACUCAUCUGUAACUUACAAAUGUGAUGAUAAUUUCUCACUUACUGGAGAGGCCUCCAUUCACUGUACAACUAAAGAUAACAUCAAUGGAGUCUGGAAUGGGUCUGCCCCUAAAUGCAAAGGUGACUGUCUGUCUGUUUUUAUCUUCCUCUUGUUCUACUUUCUCCAACCAGAAAAAACAAUAUUUUGAUUUCUAGGCAAAUCC